Molecule: messenger RNA, 985 nt
Organism: Pyrus x bretschneideri (Chinese white pear)
Lineage: Eukaryota; Viridiplantae; Streptophyta; Magnoliopsida; Rosales; Rosaceae
Product: protein DESIGUAL 3-like
Exons: 3
Coding region: 338-820 (160 amino acids)
Source: RefSeq, a predicted model, not a curated record
GAGGCACGCCCCUCUAUGAGCUGGUUUAUGCCCUACUUUUCUUGCUCCCCCAUCAAAGGUAUCCACGACCCAAGAAAAAAGAAGGGAAGCAAGUCCCUAAAGCAAAUUAAAGCUCUCACUGUGUAAACAAAGGAAGCUUUUUAGCCACUUAUACCACCUCAUUUGAAAUCCUUGCUUCCACACAUACUUUCCUCUCUAGUCUAUCCCCUUUCAUACUUAUUCCCCUUGCUCUUUCUUCCCAUUAAUAUUUCUGCCACACAUCUCAUCCUUCUAAAAUCUCAGCACAGCAGAGAGAGAGAGAGAGAGAGAGAGAGAGAGAGAGAGAGAGAGAGAGAGAAUGGUUAAGAUAGGAGGGUUUUUGGUCUGCCUCUUGAUCGUGGUGAUGGACAUUGUAGCCGGGAUUCUUGGCAUCGAAGCAGAACUCGAACAAAACAAGGUGAAACACUUGAGACUCUGGAUUUUUGAGUGCAGAGAACCAAGCCAUGAAGCAUUCAAGCUAGGGUUAGCUGCAGCCGGACUUUUGGUUCUUGCACAUGUUGUUGCCAACUUACUUGGUGGAUGCAAUUGCAUUUGUACUCAGGAUGAACUCCAAAAGGCUCCUCCUAACAAGCAACUCUCAAUGGCAUGCCUCGUCUUCACUUGGAUUAUUUUGGCCGUUGGAUUGUCCAUGCUGGUGAUAGGGACUUGGUCAAACCACAAGUCAAGAGCUUCAUGUGGCUUCACACACCACCAUUUUCUGUCGAUUGGAGGCAUCUUGUGUUUUGUUCAUGGGCUGUUUUGUGUAGCUUAUUACAUAUCUACCACCGCCUCGACUGUCUAAUAGUUUAAUUAGUUUCACUCAGCCAUGAUACAAGGAUUGUUGCCUUGUUCCUUUGCUAAAUUAAUUUACUAAUCCAUCCCUUUCAUGCUACGUCAUAUCUCCUGACUCGGAAACUCUUUACUACUCUUUCGAUACGAGACAAUAGUAGUGCUAAUCUUUCUUUUA